This is a messenger RNA of Thlaspi arvense, 318 nucleotides long. The record is from the annotation of a GenBank genome assembly. Lineage: Eukaryota; Viridiplantae; Streptophyta; Magnoliopsida; Brassicales; Brassicaceae.
AUGUUGAUUGGGAAUCGACGACGGCCACAAAUGCAGAGAACAACAAGCAUAACGAGGAUCACCGUCGAGGUUGAUGUUGAUCAGACCGCCGGCCAACAUUCUGACGCGGAUAUGGCGGUGGUAGACGGCGGAGAUAACUACAACCAGCGGUUCCUGGCGAUGUUUUCCCCGGGAAAUCACCGGAGCGAGAGAAAAGAUGAGGGGAAGUCAUCUUUGUCUUCGUCGUCGUCUUUUCUUGGAAACUGUGGCUUUUGCAAACGGCGUUUAGCUCCGGGUCGUGAUAUUUACAUGUACAAGUAUGUUUUACAUAUUAGUUAA